Molecule: messenger RNA, 744 nt
Organism: Vigna unguiculata (cowpea)
Lineage: Eukaryota; Viridiplantae; Streptophyta; Magnoliopsida; Fabales; Fabaceae
Source: RefSeq, a predicted model, not a curated record
AUGGGUUCAGUGAACGACGACGACAUACCUCUCAGAACAAUGAGGGUUUCGUUGAAGAAGAAGUACAAGGUGAUACGGAAGGUGAAAGAGCACAAUAGAAAAAAAGCGAAGGAAGCGAAGAAGCUUAGGCUGAGUGGGAAAAAUAAGGUUGAGAAGGAUCCUUGUAUUCCCAACAAUUGGCCUUUUAAGGAACAGGAACUCAAAGUUCUUGAAGCUCGAAGAACGGAGGCCAUUGAGGAAUUGGAGCAAAAGAAAGCCGAACACAAGGAGAGGGCUCGUAAAAGGAAAUUGGGCUUGCUAGAGGACGAAGAUGACUCUAAGUUGCUAGAGGAUUCUAAUAAAAAUACUAAUGAUUUUGAGAUUAAGAGUAAGAGGGUUUCGUUGAAGAAGAAGUACAAGGUGAUACGGAAGGUGAAAGAGCACAAUAGAAAAAAAGGGAAGGAAGCGACGAAGCUUAGGCUGAGUGGGAAAAAUAAGGUUGAGAAGGAUCCUGGUAUUCCCAACAAUUGGCCUUUUAAGGAACAUGAACUCAAAGCCCUUGAAGCUCGAAGGACGAAGGCCAUUGAGGAAUUGGAGCAAAAGGAAGCCGAACGCAAGGAGAGGGAACAUGAACUCAAAGCCCUUGAAGCUCGAAGGACGAAGGCCAUUAAGGAAUUGGAGCAAAAGAAAGCCGAACGCAAGGAGAGGAAAGUUCUUCAUGGACAGGAAGAAAGAUAUAUGACAGAAGAUAAUGAGGGCGCUUGA